CCUCAAUCUCCCCAUCGCCCCUCCCACUCCGCAGACGAUGACCGACGCACCUUCGGUACAGCAAAGUCGUCCUCGACCUACUCUCAUCGUCGUCAUGGGUGUGUCAGGCUCGGGCAAGUCGACGCUCGGUGCAGGUCUAGCCAAGGCGAUCUCAAGACCGUUUCUUGAUGGAGACGACCUUCAUCCCAAGGCCAACGUCGACAAGAUGUCUAGAGGACAAGCUCUGGAAGACAAAGACCGCUUCCCCUGGCUUGCUAUAAUACGGAACAGGGCCGAGAAAGCCUGUGCAGACCAGAUGCACGCUGGGCAACUGAAGGAAGGCGACCGACCAGGCGUCGUGGUCGUCUGCUCUGCCUUGAAGAAGACGUACCGUGAUAUCUUGCGAGGACAACCGCCUCCCACUGCGCACGUACCACCGCACGAAGAGACAAACGAGACGCAUACAAACGGUGCACACGACCCACCCUCACCUUCCCUCCAGACGUACUUUGUCUUUCUCGACGGAAGCGACAAAGUGCUUCAAGAUCGUAUGGCAGCGAGAAAGGGACAUUUCAUGAAGGCGGGAAUGCUCAAGAGUCAGCUGGCGACUCUGGAGCGACCGCAGAACGAGGAAGGUGUUGCUGUUGUGAACGUCGACACAACACCUGAAGAGAUGCUAGCGUUGGCUCGGAAAGUGGUGAAAGAGAUGGUUGGAUUGUAGGAGACGUGAUUAAUAGAAGGUAUAAG
This is a messenger RNA of Dacryopinax primogenitus, 726 nucleotides long. RefSeq names its product carbohydrate kinase. The record is from RefSeq and is a predicted model, not a curated record. Bases 38 to 700 code for a protein of 220 amino acids. The transcript is spliced from 2 exons. Gene Ontology annotation, cellular component: cytoplasm. Gene Ontology annotation, molecular function: gluconokinase activity. NCBI's taxonomy places the organism in Eukaryota, Fungi, Basidiomycota, Dacrymycetes, Dacrymycetales, Dacrymycetaceae.